AAUGGUAUAAAAAAUUAGCUGGACCAAAUAACAAAUUUUUUAUUGGAAAUGAUGAAUUAAUAGACAUAGAGAGAACGAAUGAUGAAAUAGCUGAAAACCCGAUUGUAACUGAUAUUAGUAAUCCUCUUAAUUGUAUUCAGUUUAAUAAGCCUACUGUUAGUGUUAGUGAUAGUAAUAAAUCAAAUAUUUGGAAUAAUACAGAUGAAGUCAUUUCAGAAUUUAUUUCAGUAAAGGCAACUAUUUCCCCUGGAAUAUCUGCAAAUUCAUAUAUUGAAGUUGAGAAAUUACAGAAAUUACUUAUUAGCCGAAAAGAUGAUAUUGACUGUAUAUUAAAAUUACAGCCUGUAUAUGUCAUAGGAUUUGAUUUUCGCAAAAAUUCUACUAGACCAUGUAUUGCUUGCUGGGUUGCUAAACCUCUUGACAUUCCGAUUCUAGAAUGUCUUGAAACCAUAUUUGAAGAUCAAUUUGAA
Molecule: messenger RNA, 470 nt
Organism: Funneliformis caledonium
Lineage: Eukaryota; Fungi; Glomeromycota; Glomeromycetes; Glomerales; Glomeraceae
Source: the annotation of a GenBank genome assembly